AUGCCAGUCUCCGUGCGCAUGCGAACCCGUGAAGAGUAUGACGACUACCGGUCACCGUCACCGUCUCCCGUGAUGCCUCAGUACCGCCACGUGAUGGCACCCCGGCCGCGGCGAGCACUGGCUGCGCCGUCGCCACCUCCAUCGCGCGAUGGCGACUGGGAGAGGCACGAGCGGUUCACCAUCGAGGACGACUACCGGCCAAGGCUUCGUCGGUACUACUAA
This is a messenger RNA of Grosmannia clavigera kw1407, 222 nucleotides long. RefSeq lists its product as uncharacterized. The transcript has a single exon. Bases 1 to 222 code for a protein of 73 amino acids. NCBI's taxonomy places the organism in Eukaryota, Fungi, Ascomycota, Sordariomycetes, Ophiostomatales, Ophiostomataceae. The record is from RefSeq and is a predicted model, not a curated record.